GAAACAGCGGACGGACAGCCAAGCAGCAGACAACGAGACUCGGCUUGUCGAGAUUUACACAUCCAGACGCGAGGAACUGUCGGACCCCGAGAACCAGCCUGAAAGACACGAACCCCAGCUCGGACACGAAUCGCUGAAGCGGAGGAGCGGUAGAGAAAAAAGCCAUUGGAUGUUUGAUGCGAGAGGUUGGGUGAGAGGUUGAGCACGCUAUACCACACACAGAACAGACGCGAAUCCGCAGCAAUGGCAGCAGCAGCGGCAUCAGUGGUGCCUGGCCUCGACCAGAGACCUGUGAAGAACACCAUCUGCUUGUUCGAUGUGGAUGGAACUCUCACUCCAGCUCGUCGUACCGUCUCUCCCGAAAUCCUCCAACUCCUCUCCGCCCUCCGACACAAAGUAGCAAUCGGCUUCGUCGGUGGUUCCGAUCUUGUCAAACAGCAAGAACAGCUGGGCACGGCUUCCAUCCCAGUCACGUCGCUUUUCGACUUCUGCUUCGCCGAGAAUGGCUUGACGGCGUACCGCAUGGGUGUGCCUCUGGCCUCGCACAGCUUUAUCAAAUGGAUUGGCGAGGAGAACUACAAGAAAUUGGCAAAGUUCAUCUUGCACUACAUUGCGGACUUGGACAUUCCGGUCAAGAGAGGAACAUUCAUUGAAUUCCGAAACGGCAUGAUCAAUGUCAGCCCCAUUGGCAGGAACGCCAGCGUGCAGGAGAGAAACGAGUACGAGAAGUUCGAUCUGGAGCAUGGUAUCAGGAAGAAAUUUGUGGAGGAUAUCAAGAAGGAGUUCCCGGACUUGGGAUUGACCUACUCGAUCGGCGGCCAAAUCUCCUUCGAUGUCUUUCCCCAAGGCUGGGACAAGACUUACUGCCUUCAACACGUCGAGAACGAGAAGAAUCUGCCGGGGGGAGUCGACUACACGACCAUUCAUUUCUUCGGAGACAAGACGUACAAGGGCGGUAACGACUAUGAGAUCUUUGAGGAUCCAAGAACUAUUGGGCACAGCGUCACAAGUCCGGACGAUACGGCCGCCGAGCUCAAGAAGCUUUUCGAUCUAUAGGUACCUCUUGGAAAACACAUACAUACGGCAGCUGAAAUAAAAACAAGACAGACCUGCAGUCGUGUUCUUCUCACCAUAGGUACCACCUACCUGACCUUACCUGUUCUGUUCUGUACAAUUUCGACCCCAUUUCUCUCUUGGCAUUGCCUUCUUCGGGUGGCACGGGCCGUGCAGCAUAUCAACUUCGCGUUUUCUUCAUCUUGCUCUCUCGCCCUCGCCCUCGCUACCUUGUGGCUAAGGUGUGUGCCUAUGUAGGUACGUGAACAGCUGAACUCUG
Sphaerulina musiva SO2202 is the source of this 1333-nucleotide messenger RNA. RefSeq names its product eukaryotic phosphomannomutase. The coding region runs from base 244 to 1056 and encodes 270 amino acids. Lineage: Eukaryota; Fungi; Ascomycota; Dothideomycetes; Mycosphaerellales; Mycosphaerellaceae. Gene Ontology annotation, molecular function: phosphomannomutase activity. Gene Ontology annotation, cellular component: cytosol. The transcript is spliced from 3 exons. The record is from RefSeq and is a predicted model, not a curated record. Gene Ontology annotation, biological process: mannose metabolic process; protein N-linked glycosylation; GDP-mannose biosynthetic process.